UUAUGUUGUAUAACCAUAAGCUAUUAUUCUUACACUAACUAACAAAAAAAAGAAGAAGAUGGAUUAAGGUUCUCAAAGAGCCAUUAAUUACACUUCACUAAGUCUCUAACAAUACUACAUAGUUUCUCAACAUGGAGAAACUAUCACAAAUGAAAAACAAGUUUUUCAAGUUUCUACCAAAACGACCGGUAGCUUCAGUGUCAAGUUAUCAAAAUCCAACUCUAAGUCCUAACACAAGUGUUACAACUUCACGAAAAGUUUCAAUAAUUCCAAAGGAAGCGCGAAGAAAGCAUCGAAGUAUAAGCUUUAGUGCACGAGAACCAACCUCUCCUAAGGUUUCUUGUAUGGGUCAAGUGAAGUGCAAGAAGAAGAGAAAGGUCAAAAGGGUUGAUCAAUCUUCAACAAAAAAGAGUGAUUCUGUUACUUCCCAUGAAUAUAAGAAGGUUUUGUUUUGGGAUUUUAAGGGAAGUUGUGAGAGUCCAACACAAAGUGUGAAAGCUUUUGUCUUGGAAGAGAACGAAGUUGUGGCACCGUCUUUGGGUUCGAUGAAGAAAUUUGUAAGUGGUAGAGGUUCAUUGUCUGAUUUUGAUGCUAAUCUUGCUGAGAGAUGAAUGUUAAUUUCUUAGUAGCAUUGGUAGAAAAGUGAAUCUGUUUGUGAAAAAAGAAUGUUAUCACAAGUUAUUGUGAUAGUUUUAAAUUGUGGACCAUUGGCGUAAUUGCAACCGCAAUAUAACGAUUUCAUAGUUCUCUGUAUCUUGAUGUGAUAUUUAUUUAUGCAUGGAUUUAUUGUCAAGUUUAUAUUGAAGGAAAACAAGUUUUUUCUAAGCAAAA
This is a messenger RNA of Trifolium pratense (red clover), 831 nucleotides long. RefSeq lists its product as uncharacterized. The transcript has a single exon. The record is from RefSeq and is a predicted model, not a curated record. Lineage: Eukaryota; Viridiplantae; Streptophyta; Magnoliopsida; Fabales; Fabaceae. The coding region runs from base 132 to 611 and encodes 159 amino acids.